Messenger RNA from Micropterus salmoides (largemouth bass), 1989 nucleotides. It is a transcript of the gene abi3a, whose product is annotated as ABI family, member 3a. Gene Ontology annotation, cellular component: lamellipodium. The coding region runs from base 375 to 1808 and encodes 477 amino acids. Lineage: Eukaryota; Metazoa; Chordata; Actinopteri; Centrarchiformes; Centrarchidae. The record is from RefSeq and is a predicted model, not a curated record. The transcript is spliced from 10 exons. Gene Ontology annotation, molecular function: SH3 domain binding.
UUGUUCCAAGGUUGAUCCAAGAACCCUUGAAAUUGUUAAGAGUUGGGAGUUAAGAGUUUCAUCAUCCUUGUGAGGGCUGAUUUUGCCCUUCACAAUAAUCCAGGAGUCCUUGAAUUGAGUCAAGAUGUCUCAGUGUCCUUGUCUUAAGGGAGUUCCAGGAUCACCCUGCGAUCCUUACAGAAGUUUCCAGGAUAACUGUGAGCUUGAGAUUGGCCGGGUCUGUGAAAGAGGUUCAGAGUGAGUCCUCUUCAGGAGCAGAGAGGAUCUUUGGCUGCAUGGUGAUGAGAGAGAGAGAGAGAGAGAGACCGGGACCAGCAGAGGACGGACCCCCUUCAGACCUCCAUCAGAGUCCUUGAGGAUCACUUCUCGCCGCCAUGAAGGAACAGAACGGUGAAGAGGAGGUCUUGAAGAUAAUGAAGGAAGCGCCAAACGCCAGAAAGGCUCUGCUGGAGAACUACGACAACCUGCUGAAGGUGGCCGAUUACUGCUACAACAACUACAUAGAGGCAGGUGAUGGCAGCAUCAAGGCGCUGGAGGAAACAAAGAAGUUCACCACCCAGUCACUGGCCAGCGUCACCUACCAGAUCAGCACCCUGGCCAGUAGCGUGCUGAGUCUGCUCGACGCUCAGACCAAUCAGCUUCGUCGCAUGGAGUCUUCCAUCAACCUCAUUGGUCAGACGGUGGAGAUGCACAAAGAGAAAGUUUCCCGGAGAGAAAUCGGCGCCUUCACGACGGUGCGACGAGUCCCACGCAACCACAAGAUCCUCCCUCCUGCUCAAACCCCCGCCGGGACACAGACCCGCCCACCGUACAGCCGCCGGCCAAUCAACUACCAGCAGCUGGACGACCUGGGCCACGGCAUGAAGGUCUCUGGGAAACAGUCGGAGCGAGCAGGAACCAUCCGCAAAGCCUCCAUCAGGUCCAACAAACCUCCAGAGCCGAUCCUGUGCCCGGUGGCGCCCUCUGUCAGCGGCUCCAGUUUUGGGAAACCCGUAGCUCCGCCCACCAUCCCCACCAUCUGCCAGGAUCCACCUGUGUGUGACAUCAUCGCCGAGCUGCUGGUAGAUGCCCCGCCUCCUUUUCCCACAGCGAAUGAAUUUUCAGCUCAGGACGAGGCGGUCACCAACACCUCGCCGCUGCCCCCUCCGCCUCCUCCUCCACCUGGAUCAUCAGGGGGACACAUGGCGGCGCUGCCUCCGCCUCCUCCUCCUCCACCUGGAUCGUCAGCAGACAUGAUGGCGCUGCCUCCUCCUCCGCCUCCUCCGCCUCUGUCGUCAGUUGAUAUGAUGGCGCUGCCUCCUCCACCUCCACCCCCUCCUUCUGGAGUUCUGACCAAUCACAUCGCUCCACCGCCGGCUCCGCCCCUCAGCCUGGAGACAGUGGUGGAGGAGACCCUCCUCCCCCCUCCCUCCCCGCCUCCUCCCUCUGAUGACGACGGCUUCCCUCCGCUGCCCAAUGAUGGCUCAGAACUGCUAGCCCCGCCCCCUCCACCUCCUCCCAGCCAGGAAGUAGACGAUCUGGAGAUCUCAGCCAUGCCUCCUCCUCUCCUAUUGGGCGGCGAGGGAGGUUUUGAUGACAUCAUGCCGCCCCUCCCGCCACCAGUGGACUACGACACCGACGCCCCCCCACACUACCUGGAGAAAGUGGUGGCGCUCUACAGCUACGAGGCGCUGAAGCCUGACGACCUGUCGUUCGCCGAGGGCGACGUCAUCUACCUGACGCAUCGCCAUGACGACGGCUGGUGCGAGGGGCUUCUCAACGGCAACAGGGGCUUCUUCCCCGAAAACUACGUCCAAUCGUGCGGCUAGGAACGAAGCCCCGCCCUCUGCUGCCCCCCACAGGUUAAACACGGGAACUGCAGGAACAAAACAGAGAAGAAGUACUUUAUAUUCAGAGAUCCAACUUAGAGUAAAUAUACACAGAGAGAAAGUACUUUCUAUUCAGAGAUCCAACAACUUAGAGUAAAUAUACACAGAGAGAAAGUACUUU